UGCCUGGUACUGCAGUUGAUGAAACAGAAUAGGAAGACGUUUUAUGAUCAGUUGCGGGAGCACAAUAAGACUGCAGCUUUGCUAGGGGUCAGAAGAGACCAUGCACAGACUUCUCUUCUGGUUCAGGAAAUGUACAAGAGAAAAUCAUUCCUGAGUACAUUUCUGGGCAUUUCCAUUCUGUAACCAUUUUAAAAAAACGUGUCUUGGAAGAGGUUGAGAGUGGUGCAUUGUUAUUCAAAUCAUUAACCAUGCGGGGCCUAAUCCUGCUCCCACUGAAAUCAAUGAGAACUUCACGAUUGACUUCAGUGGGGGUAGGUUUGAGUCCCCAGUGUCAGUUACUGCAAUAAUCUUCUGAAGCAGACUGCAGCUAUGAAUGGCUAUCCUAUGAGGCAGCUGCAUUUCAUCCUUCCUAUUGUGAGCUCUUGCCCCUGUUCUUUGCCUCUGGUUUUGUUGGUGAGGAUAUCACAGUGAUGUCUGCAUUCAACCUGCUGCAUUUGGUGACAAAGAGCCAGCCAGUGGCCCUGCGAGCCUGUGGGCUUCCCUCAGGGUCAUGUAGGGAUAAAAAGAACUGCAAGGUGGUCUUUUCCCAGCAGGACCUGAGGAAGCGGCUGACGCCUUUGCAGUACCAUGUCACUCAGGAGAAAGGGACUGAAAGCGCCUUUGAGGGAGAAUACACACAUCAUAAAGCUCAUGGGAUAUACAAAUGUGUUGUCUGUGGAACUCCUUUAUUCAAGUCAGAAACAAAGUUUGACUCCAAUUCAGGUUGGCCUUCAUUCUAUGAUGUGAUCAGUCCUGAUGCAAUUAUGUUCACCGAUGACUUCUCUUAUGGGAUGCACAGGAUUGAAACAGGCUGCAGUCAGUGUGGUGCUCACCUGGGGCAUAUCUUUGACGAUGGGCCUCGUCCAACUGGCAAAAGAUAUUGCAUAAACUCUGCUUCAUUAUCGUUCGAGCCUGUAGAUAAGAACAAUGCUGGAGAAGGCAGCAGUAGCACCAGUCCUGCCCAAACAGACAAAACCGAGCUGUAGAGCAAAGGGCUGUCUGCAGAAAACUCCCGGCGUAUGAAGAAUGUUUUUUCUAACUUGCCUGCUAUAUUAUAUCAUAUUUUUAAAUGUAUAAAGGCAUUCUGCACCAUUAGGUGUUUUUUUUCUUUGUUGAAAUUGAGGCCUUGCCUGCCAAUGUAUUUUACUAUAUAAUAGGUUCUAAAUAUUUGUGGACUGACUCCCCUGGUUUUGUUUUUGGAGAUUGCUUUGGGGAAGCCUUAAAACAAGAGACUUUAGCCCCAUUAGUUAUUAAUCUCUUCUUCUUGCUUUGUUACUAUAGAUUUGAAUAUUUUUCUUUUUCUUUUUUUGUGUGUGUGAAGAAAAGGGGAUUGUGGUUAUCUUCAGACAACAGAAAACUCUUGAGUGUAAUAAAAUUCUUGAGACCCAGCA
Molecule: messenger RNA, 1430 nt
Organism: Emys orbicularis (European pond turtle)
Lineage: Eukaryota; Metazoa; Chordata; Testudines; Emydidae
Gene: MSRB3
Product: methionine sulfoxide reductase B3
Exons: 8
Coding region: 471-1025 (184 amino acids)
Biological process (GO): protein repair; response to oxidative stress
Cellular component (GO): cytoplasm
Molecular function (GO): peptide-methionine (R)-S-oxide reductase activity
Source: RefSeq, a predicted model, not a curated record